AUGCCAUCAGCAACCAAGGACAACCAUCCCUCCCACAAUGAAACCAAAUCGCAGAAAUUCGCUGUACUAGAGUACAACGACGAAGAGCAUGCCGAAAACCCGGAGGACCUCCAGAUUGGUGAACAUGGCUACAAAUACCGCAUUCUGGACGGUCGAGUGGUGCCUCCCUUUAUCGGGCCCAAGCGCUACGAGAUGACCCGACGGUUCAAAACAGAGCCAACGGAUAUCUGCUUUGUGUCGUGGCCACGAUCCGGCUCCACAUGGCUGUCAUAUAUCCUUGUUCUUCUGACGGGCAGCGACAGUGACAAGGACAAAUUGCGAAACUCCUUCCACUGGCUAGAAAGUGGAUGGUUGUAUCAGCGGACGGAAGAGGAAGUGCAGAACGCGCCUCGGCCGCGGAUUUUUGCCUCGCACAUGCCCUACGACAUGGCGCUGGGAGGAGUCCCCGAGCAAAAUCCAUGCAAAUACAUUUACAUUGCGCGCAAUCCCAAGGACACGUGCGUGUCGUGCUUCCAUUUCGACCGACAAAAAAGCUGGAGUGGGUAUUAUUCCGGCGAGUGGGACCACUGGCUGGAAAUGUUUAUGAACGGCCAGUGUCACCGUGGCGACUGGUUCGACCAUGUUCUUAGCUGGUGGGAACAUCGCCAUGCCGACAAUAUCCUGUUUCUCACAUAUGAGGACUUGAAGAGGGACCCGGAGGCGGAGGUGUGUAAGAUUGCGGCGUUUUUGGGGGUUGAAAUAACGCCGGAAAGGCUGGACAGUAUUAAGGGGAAAAUCAGUUUUUCGGCCAUGAAGGCCAGUGGGUUCACUGAUUUGGGUGAAAUUAAGGAGUUGAGCCACGGCGAGCAUUUCCGUCGAGGGAAAAGUGGUUCGUGGAAGGACCAGUUUACGGUGGCGCAAAGUGAAGCCUUCGAUUUGCUGUUCGAGAAGAAAAUGGGCUCAUCUGGACUGAGCUUCUGA
Messenger RNA from Aspergillus pseudonomiae, 960 nucleotides. RefSeq names its product sulfotransferase domain-containing protein. The transcript has a single exon. Gene Ontology annotation, biological process: sulfation. Gene Ontology annotation, cellular component: cytoplasm. The record is from RefSeq and is a predicted model, not a curated record. Gene Ontology annotation, molecular function: sulfotransferase activity. Lineage: Eukaryota; Fungi; Ascomycota; Eurotiomycetes; Eurotiales; Aspergillaceae. The coding region runs from base 1 to 960 and encodes 319 amino acids.